Gryllus bimaculatus (two-spotted cricket) is the source of this 352-nucleotide messenger RNA. NCBI's taxonomy places the organism in Eukaryota, Metazoa, Arthropoda, Insecta, Orthoptera, Gryllidae. The record is from the annotation of a GenBank genome assembly.
GCUGUUCUUCGACGCGUGCGACGGCAUGCUGCUCAACUACCCGUGGCGGGAGGAGCACCUGGAGCGGUCGGCGGCGGCGGCCGGGCCCGCGCGCGCGCGCGACGUGUACGCCGGCGUGGACGUGUUCGGGCGCGGCUCGUAUGGCGGCGGCGGCUUCGGCGCGGCCGAGGCCCUGCGCGCCGCGCGUCGCCUGGGCCUCUCCGCCGCGCUCUUCGCCCCGGGCUGGACCCACGAGGCCCUGGGCGGCGGCGCGCACUUCGCCUGCAACGAGCACCUCUUCUGGGCGCGCCUGCGCCCGCACCUGCACGUGCGCGGGCCCGCGCGCCUCCCGCUGCGCACCUCCUUCUGCCAG